GGUUUUUUCUAAAGGAUAUUACCCUGUUAUAACGUCACAGACUCUUCUUUCACUCUGCUGUAACUUUAUCCAAAUGUGUUAGAGGUUUAUAUAUUAACUAAACUUUGAGUCCUUUUUUACGAGUUUAAACUAGGGUCUGCGUCUUUCAUAUCAAAGAAAACAAUUUAACCAGGGCUUUACAAUAUUUCUCGUUGCAAUACAAAUUUGAAUCUUGGAUCAAAAUCUUCUUGAACCAGGUUCAAGUUAAACCUCCAAAUCGGGCGUUUAAGGCCUUGAUCCAUAGAAUUAUGGCCGACUCGGAUAUUGACGAUCUUGAAAUUCUGCAACAAAAUCGCCAUAUCGUUAACGUCCCACGUGUUUUUAGGAUACAGUUUGACCCAUUUGACGCAUACAGUGGAGAUGAAUUCCUGCAACGAUUCCGUUUUUCAAAGAAAGGUGUGCAUAAUUUAGAAACUUUGUUACACGAUGAAUUACAACUUGUAAACAGAAGCCAUAACAUUACAGCCAUGCAGCAAAUACUACUGACAUUGAGGUUUCUUGCAACAGGUUCAUUUCAAAUAGUUUGUGCAGAUUUAACGUCAGUGAGUUUGGCAAGUGCAAACCGUGCAAUAUGGCGCACUACAUUGGCUAUUGCAGCACGACAUAGGCAAUACAUAAAAUUUCCCUCUGGUGAUGAGAUAGAUCGUACCAAACAAAAUUUCUUCAUAUAUAGUGAAUUCCCAGGGGUUGUAGGUGCCAUAGACUGUACGCAUGUUGCAAUAAUAAAUCCAGGUGGUUACAACGCUGAAAUAUACAGAAAUAGGAAAGGGUAUCAUUCAAUCAAUGUACAAAUGGUGUGCGAUGUGAACCUCAACAUUACCAAUAUGGUAAUUCGUUGGCCAGGUAGCACUCACGAUAGUCGGAUUUUUGACAACAGUAGACUACGAACCAAGUUUGAAGAUGGCCAUGUAACGGGACUAUUGUUGGAUGAUGGUGGUUAUGCUUGCAGAUACUACCUAAUGACACCAUUUACUGAUCCUCAGACACCAGCAGAGAGACGAUACAAUUUCUGUCAUAAACGAGGCCGGUCGAGUAUCGAACGCAUGUUUGGGGUUUGGAAAAGAAGAUUUCCUUGUCUACAUUUCGGAAUACGAAUGAAACUGCAGCGAACACUUGUGGUAAUUUCCGCAGCAGCUGUUCUAUACCAGCUAUUAAAAUUGUGGAAUGUACCUGAACCAGAAUACGAGGGGGACAACGAAGACGACAACAACGACGACAACGAUGACGACGCUCCUAAUCUUUACCUACCACCGCUGGGUGAAGCUGUAAAUAGACGGGCAGACAUUCGUGGACAAACAAGAAAACGUGCUAUUGUGGAGGAUUGCUUUACUAAUUGACAAGUGGUUUCUGACGUACUUGAUGUAUUGGUUUCGACAUUUUCGGUGAUUUCCGAGUGCACAAAGGUUGAUGCAGGUGUUUCAUGAGUGAUGGCCAUCUGAACAUCUGCAGUGACAUCUACAACAUACAUGUACAUUUAUU
This is a messenger RNA of Gigantopelta aegis, 1518 nucleotides long. Its product is annotated as putative nuclease HARBI1. The record is from RefSeq and is a predicted model, not a curated record. The transcript has 2 exons. Bases 288 to 1376 code for a protein of 362 amino acids. NCBI's taxonomy places the organism in Eukaryota, Metazoa, Mollusca, Gastropoda, Neomphalida, Peltospiridae.